This is a messenger RNA of Archocentrus centrarchus (flier cichlid), 2564 nucleotides long. It is a transcript of the gene lrrc59, whose product is annotated as leucine rich repeat containing 59. The record is from RefSeq and is a predicted model, not a curated record. Gene Ontology annotation, cellular component: cytoplasm. The transcript has 8 exons. Bases 205 to 1179 code for a protein of 324 amino acids. Gene Ontology annotation, molecular function: protein binding. Lineage: Eukaryota; Metazoa; Chordata; Actinopteri; Cichliformes; Cichlidae.
GCAUCUCCCCACUGUCGCUCAGUUAGUGACGUGGAUUUUCAUUGAGCCAGCAUCUACUGCGAGAAUCAGUCUCUCUAAUCUUACAGAGCCUUCCUUCCAACUUUUUUUUUACACAGUUACGAGCCGAACCACUCGCUUUUUUCCGCCGUUUUUCACUCUUUACCACAGCUGUGCCGGAGCUAUCGUGACAGCACAGCCUCGAAAAUGAGUAAAAACAGCAAAGUGUUGAACCUGAAGGAUAAAAUCUGUGGGAAUGAAGUGGACCUGAGCUUGUGUAACCUCACAGAGGUGCCAGUCAGGGAGCUGGCUCUGUUCCCCAAGGCAACUGUUGUGGACUUGUCUUGCAACAACAUUACCUCCCUUCCUCCAGAGUUCUGCAACCUGACCCACUUGGUGAAGGUGGAUCUCAGUAAAAACCAGCUGACCAGUCUGCCCGAUGACCUGGGGAACUUGGUGAACCUUCAGCAUCUGGACCUGUACAAUAACAAGCUGACAACGCUUCCAGUGAGCUUUUCUCAGCUCAGGAGUCUGAAGUGGUUGGAUCUGAAGGAUAACCCGCUGGAGCCUGGCCUGGCCAAGGCAGCAGGAGACUGUCUGGAUGAGAAGCAGUGCAAACAGUGUGCCACUAAGGUUCUGCAGCACAUGAGAGCCAUUCAGGAGGAUGUUGAUCGUGCACGAGAGAAACAACUUUUAAAAGAAAAAGAGUUGGAAAGGAAGAGGGAGGUGAAGCAGAGAGAGCGGGAGGCCAGAGAGAGGGAGGCUCACAAACGGAAGAAGGCGGAGGAGAAGGAGAAGAGGAGGAAAGAGUACAACGCUCAGAUGGCAGCAAUGGCUGCACAAGAGCAACACAAGAAGAAAAGUGAGGAGAAGAAGAAAAAGAACGGACAGGCUGCAGCAGAAAAAAAGGUCGCCGUGGAAUCGAAACCUAAACCUCACCGUUCUCACACUGGCGUGAUUUUCAAGCUCCUCCUCCUGCUGCUUGUGGGAUUGGCUGGGGUCGCCGCUGUCUGCCGGCUGACCGACCUGCAAAGGGAAGCUUUCUGUCUGCCAAUAAACGCCGCAGUGAACGACGGCCUAUCCUGGGCCAAAGAGCAGCAGGUUGUGGUCAAACAACUGGUGCAAAAUCUGUCGUCUGCAGCAAAAGAGUUUCUUGAAUCCACGCAGACGUCUAAGAACUAAAUACUCAUGCCUCCACUGAAGCUCAGAGCACCAGGUUUUCCACUAUCACCUGUGAACUGUUUGAUUUUUUUUUUUUUCUUUUUCUUUUUUAAUAAUACGAGAAAUCAUGAGUCUCUUUAGAGUGGGUAACCCUGCAUCCCAUAUUUGUGAUGCAGGGGAGAGGAAAGGUCUGUACAGAUAAACGACAAUGGGACAGGUGUGUGAAAACCAUCUUAAAUUCCUAUGGAAUUGUUGUCUCCCUUGUACCCUCUUUGUACUACAGCAUGUUUUGUUUUUUAAAAAAAGUGAUCAUCUUAAAUUUCUGCCUGUCGACCAGGUUUUGCACUUUGACCAGCAGCCACCUGGUUUGUGUUUUCCGCGUGCAUUACAUGGAGCGCAGGUUGUAUUUGAGAGAUGUUCAGUGAAGUGUCAGGGGGCCCUGUCUGUGCUGCACCAGUCACAUAUUAGCUGCCAGUCACAGUUGUGCAUUUUCCAGUGUUAUUUGUGGCGCAGUCUGAGCAUGUGCAGUAAAGGCUGUAUGAAUACAAAGCCUUCUCCUACUUUCUCGUCUUAAAUCUGUCAGUCCUGCUAAAUUUUACAGUCCGGAGCCCAAAUGAUAUAAGUGGAUUUAUCUUAUUUUAUUUAUCUUAUCACAGCUAUUACUAUAACAGGCACAUACAGUAUGUCAGCAGGUAACUACACUUUCAAUCACACAAACACCAAAGAUAUCAGGUAUUUAAGAAAAAGUGUCGGUACUAUCCAGCAGAGAGCAAAACAUCUCGUUUGGUACAUCCUGUUUCAUGCUUACAGAUCUUUAAAACGAGCACCACGAGACUGCGUAAAUAGCCAAGCCUGACAAUUUCCUCCAAGUAUGGACUUCAGUCCCUUAAUCUAGAUCAGUUUGUUUUAAAUUUCUGGAGAGGAGGGGAAAAAAAGGCCAGUAGCCACUUCCCAAAGUUGAAUUUGAUGUCUUCCAUGUCACUCUAAAGCUCUGCUUAUUAAUUUAUGAUCAUUUAUGACAAACAAAAGCAGCAAAUUGGAAACAGAUUUUGCUUGAAAGGUCAGCGUGUGGAUAACUUAAAAAAAAAAUCAUUUCAGUUCUGCUACAAUUUAAAACUCUUAAUGGCUAUCUGAAUUGAGCUUUAAAAAUAUGUUAGCCAAGCCCUAGGCAUCCUUCUGCUGUUAAAACAGACCAUACAGAUCAUUUUGGAUAUGAUGGCCCUUUUGCCAGAAAUUCUGUGCACAUUGUAUCAAUUAGUAUAUUUUUCCUGCUUCUCUACUAUCAGUUGUUUCUCAUUAAUUUCUGUCUGUUCUGAAGAGAAUUAAGCAGACUUUUAGUUCUUAACUGUGUGAACUGUAAAUCUGCAUUGAAACCAGACAACCAAUAAACAAGCUUUGAAACUGUC